Messenger RNA from Aspergillus pseudotamarii, 1770 nucleotides. Its product is annotated as flavin-containing monooxygenase. Bases 1 to 1761 code for a protein of 586 amino acids. The transcript is spliced from 7 exons. Lineage: Eukaryota; Fungi; Ascomycota; Eurotiomycetes; Eurotiales; Aspergillaceae. The record is from RefSeq and is a predicted model, not a curated record. Gene Ontology annotation, molecular function: flavin adenine dinucleotide binding; N,N-dimethylaniline monooxygenase activity; NADP binding.
AUGUUACGUCUGCUGGCUCGAGCUGCUAAUGUUGAGACUACUCAGAAAAAGCCGGAAUCAGCUAGCAAAUGCUUUGUUGAACCACGCUCGGUUGACGAAAGUCGUGCUCUAAGGGUCAUCAUCAUUGGAUCAGGUAUUUCCGGGAUCAUCUCUUCCAUCCGAUUCAGACAACGAAUUCCCAAUGUGAACAUUUGUGUCUAUGAGAAGAAUUCAGACAUCGGAGGGACCUGGUAUGAAAACAGAUACCCGGGCUGUGCAUGCGAUAUCCCCGCCCACACCUAUCAAGCUACAUUUGAACCAAAUAAGGAGUGGUCAACCUUCUAUGCCUCAGCCCCUGAGAUCCAUCAAUACUGGAAACGGGUGGCACACAAAUAUGAUUGCAUGAAGUAUGUCAAGCUCAAUCAUGAAGUCGGCGAGGCGGUGUGGGAUGAGCAAAAAAGCAAGUGGCAGUUGCAGAUUCGAGACAUCAACGGCGGUUCAACAUUUUCAGACCAGUGCGAUGUACUUAUCUCAGCCACUGGGGCUCUAAACAAUUGGAAAUGGCCCAACAUCCCUGGUCUCCAUGAUUUCAAAGGAAAGCUUUUGCACAGUGCUUCUUGGGACCAGAGCUAUGAUUAUAGCGGUAAGAAAGUCGCGGUGAUCGGGAACGGUUCUAGUGGGAUCCAGAUUGUCCCUGCAAUGUUACCAAAAGUCGCACGUCUUGACCAUUAUGUAAGAGGCCGGACAUGGAUCGCGCCCACAUUCGCUCGUGAUGAGAUCGAUAAACGGGACGUUGAGAUAGAGAAUUUCUCGUUCACUCCGGAGGAAAUCGAAACAUUCAAGAAGGAUAAUCAAGCAUACCAACGAUUUCGCAAAGAGAUUGAACUCGAACUACAAUCCGUCCAUGGUACCACUAUUUUAGGUACACCGGAACAGGUCGAAGCCAGGGAAGUGUUCCUGGAGAAUAUGAAGCGGCGACUAUCGAGAAAACCGGAACUUUUAAGUGGUUUGGUGCCGUCUUUUCCUCCUGCCUGCCGCCGCUUGACACCCGGACCUGGCUACCUCGAAGCCUUGACGGAUGAUAAUGUGAGCAUUAUCAGCAGCACUAUUGUCCAAGUAGAUGCCGAUGGGAUCAUCACAGCCGAUGGAACACAUCAUCCCACUGAUGUUAUUGUUUGUGCCACCGGCUUCGACACUACAUUUUCACCGCGAUUCCCGAUAAUCGGACGUGAAGGCAUAUCUCUGGCAGACCGCUGGCAGAAGACUCCAGAGAAUUAUCUCUCGAUGAUGGUUGAUGGGUUCCCCAACUACUUCAUUAGCCUAGGGCCUAAUUCAGCACUCGGGGAAGGCAACCUCUUGCUCCUCAUCGAGAAGGCAAUAGAUUAUUUCACAUUUUGUGUCCAGAAGAUGCAACGAGACAAUAUACGAGCACUAGCGAUAAAGAAAGAGGCUGUCAAUCGGUUUACACAAUAUUGCGAUCAAUACUUUGCCCAAACAGUUUUCGGACAGAAGUGUCGCAGCUGGUACAAAGGGGGAGCCGAGGAUGGUAGGGUGGUAGCUCUGUGGCCUGGAUCUUCUCUUCAUUCGCUGAAAGUUUUUGCACAGCCUCGGUGGGAAGAUUUCGCGUAUGAGUAUGUGAACGAUAACCCGAACGGAUGGCUUGGGGAUGGAUGGACGGAAAAUGAAAAGAACAAAACAAUCCACGUCAACUACUUAGAUGACGAUCAAAUCGAUUUCCCGACACAAUUAUUGAAUGCUACCGCAGUGGAAGUGGGGGCGUGAUGGACGCAU